AUGCCACGCAAGCCAAAGAACUAUGGCUACAAUGCUCCUUUUGUCAUCAAGGACAAUCCAGUCAUCGCCGGUCACUUUCCAGACCCGGGAAUUUCACUCUUGUCUCCUGCCUUCAGAUCUCCCAAAACGAUUCCGGCCACUUUUGGAAAUGGAACUUCUGGCCCCACGGAGGAUCUCGUUCUUGACCAAUUUCUCGAUGAGCUGGAUGGUCGUAACGACUGUAUGACAUACGACAAGACAACUUUGAGAUCCGAAGAGGGUAGAAACAUACCCUAUGUGGUACUAUCUGCGUCCUCCAAGCCUACUCGAUCUUUACCGAAGGACCCUAGAAAGCUCCGUCUUUGGAUUCAAGGAGCAACCCACGGGGAUGAACCAGCAAGCGAUCAAUCAAUCCUAGCACUUCUGGGAAAGCUCGACACAAAUCCCGGUCAAACUUUAUCAAUGCUACAGAACCUGGAUAUCCUGAUAGUGCCAAGAUACAAUCCAGACGGUGUUGCGUACUUCCAACGACGCUUUGCCACAAAUUUCGAUCCUGCAAGAGACCAUAUCAGAUUGCGCUCGGCACAAACCAGGAGCAUCAAAUCUCUUUUCAACUCAUUUGCUCCACAUGUUGCUGUGGACAUGCACGAGUUCAGCGCCAAGGCUAGGUAUGCAGAACGAUAUGUUCGGAUCCUAGAUGGCCAGUUCGCUGUCGGAAAAAAUCUCAACAUCCAUUCAGACAUCCGCGCUUUAUCCGAGGAACUCUUUGUAAAGAGUAUUGCUACUGCGUUGGAAGAUGCAGGACUGCGAUGGGCGCCUUACUCAACUGGCCUCAGAGAUGCUGCUGCAGACGGACUUUUAAAUUUUAGCGAAGCAGGCAGUGAGGCUUGCAUUACACGUAAUGCUUGGGGACUCACUCAGACAGUGGCAAUCCUCUGUGAAACACGUGGGAUCGGUAUCGCCGAUCAACAUUUCGCCCGAAGGACGUUUACUGGUCUCAAAAUGCUCGAGGCCAUAAUCUCAACCACAGUUCAACAUGCUGAUGAGAUCCAUCUGAAGCUCGAGGGGGCCUCCCAAUCCUUCAUAACCAGUAAGGAAGAUAUCAUUAUCACUGACAUCCCUGAAAUGGUUGAUUGUACAUUGCCAUUCUUCGAUCUUCGAACAAAUAACCUCGUCGAUGUCCCCACCACCUUGAAAAGCACGACAAAACUGAGACCACAAUUCAGCCGAAAAAGACCACGAGCCUACCUGAUCCCGAAAGCAUGGUCUGAACUAACCAGCAGACUUGAAGCGAAUGGCAUUGAAGUACAAACUCUGGAUCAUGCGUUUUCUGGUGAGGUCGAGAUAUUGAAGGUCACUUCCGUCGAAAUAGAUACCGAAUAUGACGAAGGCUGCAUCCGCGCGAACAUAACAACGAGACCUAUCAUGAAGCACGUUCGACUGCCUCUUGGAAGCUUCAGUGUCAAUACCGUGCAAAAACGCGCAGGCCUUGCAUUCAUGGCACUCGAGCCCGAAAGCGUCGACAGUUUUGCCACGAUGAAUAUCAUCCCGCUCGUAACUGGGGACGAGUAUCCAAUCUUUCGACAAUUGUGGAACUGA
This is a messenger RNA of Exophiala bonariae, 1578 nucleotides long. RefSeq lists its product as uncharacterized. NCBI's taxonomy places the organism in Eukaryota, Fungi, Ascomycota, Eurotiomycetes, Chaetothyriales, Herpotrichiellaceae. The record is from RefSeq and is a predicted model, not a curated record. Gene Ontology annotation, biological process: proteolysis. Gene Ontology annotation, molecular function: zinc ion binding; metallocarboxypeptidase activity. Bases 1 to 1578 code for a protein of 525 amino acids. The transcript is spliced from 3 exons.